AUGGACUCUAAUCGACGCCGCAGGCCGGGUGAUCUUGACCCCAACGGACCUCAAAGCCAGCUUCUCAAAAACCUCUGCGAGACUUUAGCGGUGCCUAGACACAAACAGCUGCAUAUAAAUUGCUCCCCGUCGACGGCUUCAUAUACUCAUACGGAUGGCACCACGAUUCCGUCGAAACCUACCAUUACACUUGGUGAUCUCUUGGAACGACGACCAAGUCUUAUUCAAGAGCACAAGAGCCCAACUCUGUCCAAAACGAUAUUACAUGGUCUGUCGUUCAUACUUUCAAAAUCACUCCUGGCGCUCGUUGGCAGCGGCUGGCCACCAUACCCAUGGAGUAUUGACAGCAUCUUCUUCAUGCAUGACAGAGAGAAGAAGAAAGCCGACAUUUACAACCCCUACAUUGAAGCGUUUCUCGAUUUACCAAGCUCGGGCAACGCUACAGACAAUGAAGAUUACUAUACUGACGCCCUUUCUUUCGGCUCGAUUCUCGCGCAGAUAGAGCUCGGUCACAAUAUUACCAUGACGGCAGAGGACAAACAGGACGUGUACCCACCCAUCUACACGGCCCUGACACGAGUAUUCAACGCCUACAUGGCUGAUCUGGUGGACCCUCAAGUCAGGGAAGUCAUUGCCGCCUGUCUCGACUUCAAAAACAAAGUCCUGGCCAUGAAGCGCCGUCCGUCCGUCGAUAAUUCGAGACCAAGAGCAGCGUUGAUACGAUACAUAGUCCAGCCCUUGGAGCGUCGACUUUGCAAAACUGACCCUAAGCUUUACGAUAGUAUAAUCAAUGGUAGAAUAGAAUCCAUUCACGUAGAGUUUCCGCACCCCGGCAACGGCAACAGGACACCUUCAGGCCCAAGCGCCCAACGUCGAGCAUCAACUUCGCGGCAGUUCGGUGCUAUCGACUUGUGUGAUGUGAGUAUUGACUGUAAAUCCGAAACGAGGUGGCGUGCAGAGAAAUUCUUUGACCUUUAUGAGAAGUUCCGCAAGCUCAGAUUCCCCGAGGAAGUGAAGCUGAAGCUUGCCGAAAGUCGUAUCAAAAUAGCCAUUUUGGACACCGGGAUCAACUUGGACGGGUCUGGAUUGCAGUUGAGGAGAGAUGAUAUCAUAGAGGACCGGAAAAGAGCAAACACAGGAGCCGACGGCGAUCCCAUCAAAGCCACGCGGUCGUUCGUCGGACCUCAGGACGACGUCAACGACUGCUGUGGCCACGGAACUCACAUCGCUGACAUUCUGCUCAGGCUGGCUCCGGAAGUAGAUCUAUAUAUCGCCAAAAUCUGCAACGGCAUGGCUGUACAUGCCGUCGACCACAUUGCCGAGGCCAUAGAUUGGGCGGUCACGGAGGGCUGCGACAUUAUCAACAUGUCGUUCAGUAUCGAUCCCGAGCUGGUCCCCAAAGCAAGUCACAACAAAGUCGAGGAGGCUAUUGACCGUGCUGACGGUAAAGGCAAAAUCUUAUUUGCCGCCGCCUCGAAUUGUGGCGGCAACGGCAAGCGGCCGUAUCCGGCGAGCAACCAAAAAGUCAUAUGUGUCCACGCGACGGAUGGCCUCGGCAACGACGCCGGCAUAAACCCGCCCAAAGAAGGCGUGCCGGAUUACUUCAGCACGCUUGGAGUUGGAAUUAAGUUUCUCUGGGACGAACAGUACGUCUUCAAGUCCGGGACGUCGUUCGCCACGGCCGUCGCCGCAGCCAUCGCGGCAAACACUCUGGAAUUCGCAAAAUACUGGCGUAAAGCAGCCGAUAAACCCCGCCCGGCGCUCGACCGGCUGCGCGAUGGCCGAGCCAUGAGGAAGGUCUUUUUCGAGCUUCUGUCGAGGAAUGUACAGCAUCAUCAGUACAUUGCGCCCUGGAUCUUCUGGGAGCUGCACAAGCCCUCGAACCCUGGCUUCGCGGACGAUCUGGCGGACAAACUUGGCCGAGAACAUCAAAUUUGA
This is a messenger RNA of Metarhizium album ARSEF 1941, 1938 nucleotides long. RefSeq names its product Peptidase S8/S53, subtilisin/kexin/sedolisin. The transcript has 3 exons. Lineage: Eukaryota; Fungi; Ascomycota; Sordariomycetes; Hypocreales; Clavicipitaceae. Gene Ontology annotation, molecular function: serine-type endopeptidase activity. Gene Ontology annotation, biological process: proteolysis. The record is from RefSeq and is a predicted model, not a curated record. Bases 1 to 1938 code for a protein of 645 amino acids.